Messenger RNA from Plectropomus leopardus (leopard coralgrouper), 1414 nucleotides. Lineage: Eukaryota; Metazoa; Chordata; Actinopteri; Perciformes; Serranidae. The record is from RefSeq and is a predicted model, not a curated record.
UGGGUUUGUGUGUGAGGAAGCAGUGUGGUUGUCGGCUCAGAGGUGUCAGAGCUGAGACACUUCCUCGUCCUUUUUUACUCUCAUCACAGCGACCUGCAGAGAACAUCAACGGCUCACCAUCCCCCCUCAGCGCAGACACACAUGUGACACACUGACUUCACAUAUAAAAAUAAGACGUUUAUCUGUUAAAUUAUUAGUGGGAAGCCUGUGUGUGACAUUAAGAAGCACUUACAUCUGAUGACUUUGAUUUUGGUUGUAGGUAGUUCUUCAUCCUUUUUGAGUGAUGCCACGUUCUUUCUUGGUGAAGCGAGGAGGGCUGCACCACCUUGGAAAAAAGGCGGGCUCCUGGGAUACAUCCCUGGCUUACUCCACUACAGAAACACCAGAUAAUAACACAGUGACGGCUGAAUUACUGCAGAAGGACCUUCCUGCUGCCAAAAACUCCAGCGAGGACCUUCAGCCAGUCAAUCCCAAAUCUUAUGACUGUAGAUCUGCUGACUCCUGCAGAAACAUCAACUUAAAUACUUUUAGCCCUGUGGAGAAAGUUGAGUCUCAACCUCCCACACGAGCAAUAUGGUGCAGACCUCAUAUGAUCUCAGGAUAUCCAGAAAAACUACCUGUGGGACCGGGAGACUUCACUCAGCACCCUCACGUCCUGAGGGAGACCAGGAGCAGCAGCUGCUCCAAGAUCAGUGCUGCGAGGCAAGAGUGUCCACUCUGUAGCAAAUUAUUUUCAUGUCUCUCAAGUUUGAAGACUCACAUAUGCAAGAGUCAUGGAAGCAGAGCACCAACACACAUCAAGUCCAGCAGGACAAAUACUGAACAGUCAGCAUGCAGGGGCAAGGAGAGGACAUUUGGCUGCACAGUGUGUGGAAAAGUAUUCAAGCGCUCCUCCACACUCUCCACCCACCUGCUCAUUCACUCAGACACACGUCCGUACCCCUGCCAGUACUGUGGCAAAAGGUUCCACCAGAAGUCUGACAUGAAGAAACACACCUUCAUACACACUGGCGAGAAGCCCCAUGUGUGUCAGAUAUGUGGGAAGGCGUUCAGCCAAAGUUCCAACCUCAUCACCCACAGCCGUAAACACAGGGACGACCGGCCCUACCGCUGUCCUCGCUGCCUCUUCGGCUUCCAGCACAAAGUGGACCUGCGGCAGCACCAGGAGCAGCACUGCACCUACCGCUGACUCUGACACGGCAGAGUCAAUAUCCUCAGCCUUUCUUUAAUAACCGCAGAAAGACAUGCAGGACAGAGAAAAGCUCACAGUGUUGACUACCUGUUUCAAGUUGUACCAACCCUUCUGAUUUAUCUCAUGUUAAAUACAGUGUUUUAUAUUUAUAUGCAAGGAAGUUUCCAUUAUUUGUGAUUUUAUAUUUUAAAGGUCCAGUUAAAUGUAAUAUAAUACAUUAAG